Messenger RNA from Coccidioides posadasii C735 delta SOWgp, 1619 nucleotides. RefSeq names its product Transcription factor iws1 (gene IWS1). Gene Ontology annotation, cellular component: nucleus. Gene Ontology annotation, biological process: poly(A)+ mRNA export from nucleus. Lineage: Eukaryota; Fungi; Ascomycota; Eurotiomycetes; Onygenales; Onygenaceae. The record is from RefSeq and is a predicted model, not a curated record.
AUGUCGGCCUCGCCAGAGCCUCGAACUGAUUCCCCACCAGUCGAUUCCACUAUUGACAACGAAGAAACCGUGGCGAACGACCCGGUCCCCACAGAUCCUCUUGCCGCCGCGGAUUUAUCUGAUGAUGAAUCCGUUCUCUCUGAUGUUGAUGAAGCGCAGUUUGAAGGUUUUGACCCGGCGAACGUCGCCAUCGAUGAUCGUCCAGCUCUCGCGAUCGAUGAGGAGAAUCUCAAGUUAAUCGGUCGCCAUAAGCGCAGAAGAACCGAAGAGGAGGACGAGGCGCAGCGCAAGAAGAAAAAGAAGGAAUCCAAGCGUGAGAAGAAGAGUCGUAGGAAGCAACGGGAUAGCGAUGAUGGAUUCAGCGAAGGCGAAACGGUGGAAGGCAGACGGUCAAGGAAGCGCAAAGAAGGCAGGGAGAGAAGCAGCAAGGUCGUCGAUGAAGUGAAUGAGGAGGAGUUGGACCCAGCUACACGACGUCGUCGUGCCUUGGAUCGGAUGAUGGACGAGGCGUUGAAAAAGCCUACUAAACGACGUGUGAGAAAAGCAGAUGGAAUCGAUCUUGCGGAUCAAGCCGAUGCAGAGAUUGAGGAUGUCCGUCGCAGGAUGACCGAUGCAGCCAGACUUGACAGCAUUGCCCGCAGAGAGAACCGUCCCGCCCAGCACAAAUUGAAAAUGCUUCCCGAGGUAGUCUCGCUGCUAAACCGCAAUCAGUAUGUGAAUAGCUUGGUGGAUCCGGAAAUCAACCUUCUCGAGGCUGUCAAGUUCUUCCUGGAGCCUUUGGACGAUGGCUCGUUGCCUGCUUACGACAUUCAGCGAGAGCUUUUCGCCGCGUUAUCGAGACUUCCGAUCACCAAAGACGCAUUAAUUGCCAGUGGUAUUGGCAAGGUUAUUGUGUUCUACACCAAAAGUAAGCGACCGCAAACCACAAUCAAGCGGCAGGCAGAACGGCUUCUAGCAGAAUGGACGCGCCCUAUCUUGCAGAAGAGCGAUGACUACUCCAAGAGAGUCUAUGAAGAAGUUGACUUUGAUCCACGUCAACUUGCCGUUCGCCAUCGACAAGUAUCCGCCCAAGCCACUGCUGCCGAAGCUCGUGCCAGAGAGCUACUUCCUCCUCGUCUAGCGAGCCGUGCCCGCGCCCAAGGUGGACAUACGACAUAUACAGUUGUGCCUCGCUCCACCAUGGUGCAGGAAAGCAAAUUUGCUCGCCCAUUGGGUGCUAGCGGCGAGGAUCGCUUCAGGCGUAUGAAAGCUAGACAGAUUGCAGCGACGAAAGCCUCGAAAAGAUGAAAUCUAAACAUCAUUAACCAAAAUCGUGAUGACCACGCUAGGCCCCGUUGGCUUUUAUCACUGGAUGAUGACUACCUUAUUUUCUUGCAUGCCGGAGGACGAGGUGAUUUGCGGAGUGAGUCGACAACUUAUUAACUAGUAACUUCCCCUACCCCAUUAUUCAUACUGCCUCUUUAUCCGCUUUGUUGUUUUGCUUUGGUUCUGUAACGAUACGUGAUAUUUUCAUCCCCUUGAAGCUUUUCUUGUUCUCGAUGGCGUCCCGGAAGGUGGAUUAGGCUAGGGAGCAAAUGGCGGCGUGGAUCACAGCAAAGGUAACUAGUAUCAACAAUAAA